GACAUCCCUAGAAUUUUUGGUUUGUUUUGUUUUGAGGUUUUGAAACAAAAAUUUAGAGGAUUUCUUGAUCAAACAUUAUCUGUCUAAUUUAAAUUUAAAAUAAUGACAACGAUUAGACCCUUUACUUGUGAAGACAUGCUCAAGUUCAACAAUGUGAAUUUGGAUCCUCUUACAGAAACCUAUGGAUUAUCAUUUUAUACACAAUAUUUGGCUCACUGGCCGGAGUAUUUUCAAGUAGCUGAAUCGCCAAGUGGAGAAAUAAUGGGUUAUAUAAUGGGCAAAGCAGAGGGUCAUGGUGAUAAUUGGCAUGGUCACGUCACAGCUCUUACUGUUAGUCCAGAUUAUAGAAGGCUUGGUCUUGCUGCUACAUUGAUGAAUAUUCUAGAAGAUGUGUCAGAAAAGAAGAAAGCAUACUUUGUCGAUUUAUUUGUAAGGGUGAGCAACAAAGUAGCUAUAAAUAUGUAUAAGAAUCUAGGUUAUAUAGUCUAUCGGACUGUCUUAGAAUAUUAUUCAGGAGAUCCUGAUGAAGAUGCUUAUGAUAUGAGAAAGGCUUGUUCAAGAGAUGUUAACAAAAAGUCUGUGAUACCUGUUACACACCCAGUUCGCCCUGAAGAUGUAGACUAAGAUUAAUAAACUUGUAUAUAUUGUAU
This is a messenger RNA of Diatraea saccharalis (sugarcane borer), 650 nucleotides long. NCBI's taxonomy places the organism in Eukaryota, Metazoa, Arthropoda, Insecta, Lepidoptera, Crambidae. The record is from the annotation of a GenBank genome assembly.